CCUUGUUCCCUAUAUGCAACUAUAAAUAGUGGGAUCUACAGCCAUUGUAAAGGGGAUGAAUUUUCUGACAAGCUAAUAUUAUACUCUGUUCAAAAGCUCAAUAAUAUUUUAUCUUCUUGCUUAUUAAUACUAUUACUACUGCCUUUGGAAGUUCUGCUCCCGGAAUCAAGAUUGCUACUGUCGUAUCUCGAUUUCUACGCUAAGUCUUAUAUUCUUGUCUAAUUUAUUUAUUAUUUUGGGAUCAAAUCAAUUCAAUUAUCUAUAAAUCACGUAUAAAUUCAACUAUACCGUUUUAUGGGUAAACAAUGAUCUAGGGAAGGGAGCAUGAGUUCACAUUCUCCUGAAACUCCCUAGAUACGCCCCUAGGUAUUAGGAUACUAAUUCCGAUAUUAAAUCUCGAAUUACAUAUAUCCAUCUUUUUGUCAUUGCUAAUAGCUAAUAUCAGUAUCAAUAUAAAUUUUAUACGAAAAUUUUGGUUUUAAUUAUCUAUUCCAUAGAGAAAGCGGGAAUAGUCCUGGCUAUAACCAAAAUAACAAAAUAUUACUAAACUAAUUAAAUUCUUAAGACCUCGCCAGCCUGUAUAACCAAGAGAGCACUUGUCAGCCUAUCUUCUCUUUUUAUACACAAAUCUACCAAUUAAGCAUUUUCUUAAAGAAGCUGCCUUUUCAAUUCCCUCUGCCAAGUAGGAUCCCCCUCUAUUCCCUCUUUCUUUCUUGUUCGUCAAUCAAACUUCCCCUACCCCCCCCCCCCCCCAAACCAACCCCUACAAAUUGAAAAACAAGUUCAUUUUUUAAUCUUGGUAUUCAAAGCUUAUAUAUAAGCACCAUCUAUUAACUUCCAAGGUCAUUUCCUUAGAUUUAUGCGACAUGGGUAAUUCUAAAAUUAAGCAGAACUCGUCAGUUUCUGAUUAUCUUCUCUUUGUGUUCCUCUUCUCAUGUCUAUUAGUAAUAAUUCCCAAAGCAGCGGCACAGCCACAAAAUAAUCAAAGUGAGUUUCAAUAUGCAAAGCUCAAUCCACCUUUGGCAAUUAUCAUAAUUGUUCUAAUUGCAGCACUCUUUUUCAUGGCCGCUUUCUCUGUUUACAUCCGACACUGUACUCAGUCCUCUACUGGCGGUAGUGUUCGGCGAGCUCUGUCUUUGCGUCGCCGUGCUGCUGCGGCGCGUGGACUUGAUGCAACCGUUAUUGAGACUUUUCCGACCUUUACAUAUGCUGAAGUGAAGGAUCACCAUAUUGGUAAAGGAGCUUUGGAGUGUGCUGUUUGCUUAAACGAGUUUGAAGAUGAUGAAACGCUGCGUUUAAUUCCUAAGUGUGAUCACGUUUUUCACCCUGAGUGUAUUGAUGCUUGGCUCCAAUCUCAUGAUACUUGCCCGGUUUGCCGAGCUAACCUCGCCCCUCAACCCGAUGAACCGCCGGCCCAAGUUUCCGAGUUGAACCAAGAGGGUCAACAACAACCGGGGACUGAGCUUCAACAGCAAAACGAUGAAGUUUCUAUACGCAUAGAGGGUGACGAAGAACAAAGAGAACCGGUUCAGCAGCAACAAGAGGAAGGUUCAGUUAGACCGAGAGUGAAACGGAAUUUGAGCUUCAACGUGACGAACCGGGUUCAGAAGCAAGAAGAAGGGGGUUCUGUUAAAUCGGGAGUAAAGAGAAACUUGAGUUUCAACGUGCCGAUUCUUUCACCAAGAUCAUUUUCCAUGAAGCCAAGGAUAUUUAGCAAGUUCAGGUCACAUUCAACCGGCCACUCACUAGUACUACCGGGUGAGAAUUUGGACCGGUACACUCUAAGGUUACCAGAGGGGAUUCGGAAGGAGGUAAUGAACCGGGCAUUAUUGAACCGGGCUAAGAGCUUUGGAGUUGCCUUACCAAGAGACGGAAGCUCAAGAAAAGGGUACAGAACCGGUACUGGAGAAGGAAGCAGCAGGGGUGCUAGAUCUAACAGACGGAUCGAUCGGUCCGAACCGGAAGGAUAUUCGGACCGGUGGGUUUUCACUAUUGCACCACCAUUCAUUUCUAGAGGCUCAUCAAUGAAAUCACCAAAAGUUGGAGCUGAAACCGGUGAGGGCUCCACCUCUGGAAGUGUGAAAAACGCCGUCAAGUUACCGUCGUUUAAAUGCUUGGAACCAAAAGAUGAUGAAACCUCUUUGAUGUCUGCUGACUCGGCUCGACCUCCGGUUUAGUAACUCUUCAUUCCGGUGCAGAGUAAAAACGCGUCUCGCGACUUUUUGUGGGCUAUGAAAGAGGACCGUCUUUCUCAUGAUAGGUUGGGCCCCCCCUUGAAAAUUACGGCAAGGUGUAAAUGUAUAAUAGCCCGAAGUUGACUUUCAAGAAUUUUACAAGGUUUAGUAGAAAACAUUUUUGUUAUGUUUUAAAAAAUAAAAAAUCUUCAUUUUUUUAAAAAUAUUUUUCAAUUUUUUUUAAUAUUUAUUUUAAGUUUUGUGCAUAUCUAUAGUUGCUGUAAUAAAAAAGUCUCUUGUAUUUUAUUCCUGAUUGGAUAAUGUCCUCUAAGUAUGUGUAUUUCUUUUUCUUGAUUUCAUUGUCCAAUUCAACUUUGGCAAAAAAGAAAUCAAAAACGAAAAAGAGUACGAAAUUGCUUUCCUUUUUGUUUA
Messenger RNA from Nicotiana attenuata, 2606 nucleotides. Its product is annotated as E3 ubiquitin-protein ligase ATL31-like. Bases 867 to 2177 code for a protein of 436 amino acids. The record is from RefSeq and is a predicted model, not a curated record. The transcript has a single exon. Lineage: Eukaryota; Viridiplantae; Streptophyta; Magnoliopsida; Solanales; Solanaceae.